Magallana angulata is the source of this 4887-nucleotide messenger RNA. RefSeq names its product neuroglian-like. Bases 1 to 4335 code for a protein of 1444 amino acids. The record is from RefSeq and is a predicted model, not a curated record. The transcript is spliced from 24 exons. Gene Ontology annotation, molecular function: cell-cell adhesion mediator activity. Gene Ontology annotation, biological process: brain development; cell-cell adhesion. NCBI's taxonomy places the organism in Eukaryota, Metazoa, Mollusca, Bivalvia, Ostreida, Ostreidae.
AUGUUAACGGAAGGUGGCGCUGUAUGUAUAUUCCCGAGGAAUUCCGAAAAGUGGGAAGUGACUCAGGUAAAAGAAAAUGGCGGAGUAAGGAAUGCACAGGUAAAUACAGAUGAAGAUCUAGUCAUGGAAAUCUUCAUUAAAGUACCAGCCAUCAUAUUUGGCUUUUUGUGUGCAACAUGUAUAGGUCAAAAAGUUAUACCAAACAGGCCUCCUGGCAUUUACAUGCAGCCAGACUUUAAUGUUUAUUACAAACGCGGAGAGUCCGUUCAGUUACCAUGCAGAGCAGAUGGAGUUCCAAGGCCAACGUACAGAUGGAAGAGAAAUGGUAUCGACUUGAAUCCCAGCGGUAACGAUGGGCGAUUUGUCCAGCUGUCAGAUGAGGGCACUAUCGUCAUUAAUGCCCCUGAGGACAAAGAUGAGGGCAUUUUCCAAUGUAUCGCGGACAACAACUUUGGGAUAUCAGUGUCGAUCAAUAUUAACUUCAGGGAGGGGAAACUGAGCGAGUUCGAAGUAGCACCAGCUGUCACUCAUACGCCUCAUUUGGGGGAGUCUGUAGUACUGAAUUGUGUCCCUCCCACAAGUUUCCCCCCAGCUGAUGUAGAGUGGGUCCUAAAGACACGUGAGGGCCAGAUAGAGCCUAUCAACUACAACAACAGAAUUUCAAUGGAUUUGGAAGGUCGGUUGUACAUCACUAAUGUUCAGGAGGAGGACAAACAAGAUGAGAAGGCCUAUGUCUGCAUGGCCAUCAACUACUUCAUGAGGCGUAACACGUACGACAAGGCAAAUUACAUCCUUCCAAGUGGAAGUUCACCUGUAAAGAGACCUGCCGAGUACCUGUGGGCAUCACCCUCCGAUCACUUUGGACUGAGAGGGGAGACAUUUAAACUCAAGUGCAUCUUCAGUGGAAAUCCCACCCCCGAAGUGUUCUGGUUAAAAAAUAAAGCAGAUCUUCCGGACUACUAUGAAGUUUCCCUCGGAGGACAGGAACUGACCAUUCCCAACCUGACGGAAGAAGACGCCGGUCCCUACGAGUGCUACGGAACAAACACCCAGGGUCCCCGAGCAUUCAGAAAUUUUGUUAUCAGAGUGGAAUCCAAGCCUUACUGGGAGGAGGAACCGAAAGAUGUGGAAACGAGUGUGGGGGCCUCCACUACAUUUAUCUGUAAGGCCAAAGGUUAUCCUGAACCAAAGAUCGCCUGGUUUGUCAACGGAAUCAAACUUGAAGAAUCUACUGUGCCAAUCGUCCGAAGUGAACGCUUCAUCAAACCCGAUGCUAACAACAUAACCUUUGUUCAGCUGAACAAAAAUGAUCACAUGGUCUUACAGUGUAACGCCUCCAACAUCCACGGCUACGUCUUUGCCGAUGUCUAUCUGAAUAUUCUUGAGGAAGAGCCAGCUAUCAUUGUUCCUCCAGCAAAAGAGCUGAAGGUAGCGGAAGGUCGUGACAUUGAACUGACCUGUAUUACAAGUGGGAAGCCCGACCCCAUCAUCACUUGGAGGAAGGAAGGGGAGCAGAUUACAGGGGGGAGGUACCAGAUCCAGCAAAACGGGAACCUCCAUGUUCAGAACGUGGUUCUGUCAGAUGCUGGGAACUACACGUGCCACGCCUACAACAAGUAUAACUUUGACGAAGCUUGGGGUAUCCUCAUUGUACGAGCCAAGACUAGAACUGUACAAAAGCCCGGAGGUCUGGAGGUCACAGCAGGAAGUGAUGCCAAGUUUACCUGCUCCGGAACUACUGACUUUGCUGAGAUAAAGAAUUUACGAAUCUCCUGGCUGAAGGACAAUAAGCCAAUCACAACCAACGAUCAGAGAAUGACCCAGAACUUCCAGGACAAUUCACUGACCAUCAGUGGAACCAUUGCUCGUGACUCUGGGACCUAUACCUGUGUUGUGUCCAACGGACUGGAUAAUGCUACUGCAGGCGCCAUCUUGACUGUGAAAGAUAAGCCAGACCCCCCUAUCUCUGUUGCCUUGAUUACCUGUGGUGAGACGGAGGCCGAGAUUAGCUGGACGAAAGGCGCCUCUAACAACGCCCCCAUUCAGUACUUCAUCAUCCAAUACAACACAUCCUUCAGCCCUGACGAGUGGUUCAUGGGAGCCAGUAAUGUCCUGGCCACCCAGAACAGCGGUGAGGUAAAGCUCACUCCCUGGGUCGAGUACAACUUCCGUGUACUCGCCACCAAUAAAAUUGGGAUCAGUGAACCCAGCUACCAUACGGAGACUGUGUGUAAGACCAAUGCGGCCAGGCCAUCCAAAAACCCCGAAAAUGUCCGCACCAUCGGAGACAAGAGGAAUUAUCUCAUUAUUGAAUGGACUCCCAUGCCCCCCAUAGAGCACAAUGGUCAGCAGUUUAAGUACAUCCUAACCAUACAGAGGGAGGGUCAGGGGCUGGACCAGGUGACCCCGGUCACGAUCUCCGAGUGGUCACAGUUCCGCUACGAGAAGCAGACCAAUGACAUCUUCACACCUUACCUCAUCACAAUCAAAGCAAACAAUGAGGCAGGCGACUCUACAGCGCCAGUGCAGGAGUACAGGGGAUUCUCUGCUGAAGACAUUCCAACCGCUAUGGUUUCAAAUUUGGAAGUAGAUCAACAAGUCAGUGACUCCUCAGUCACGUUCUACUGGGAGUGGGACGACAACUUGAACAAGCCUUAUGCUUCCAGCCCAGUCAAAGGAAUAUUCAGAGGAUUUAAGAUUCAGUACUGGAUUCGUGGUAAGAAAGAUCUGACCUUCCAAGAGGCUGAGAUUCUGCUGAGUGAUCUGACCCUCCGAAAUGCAAGAAGGAAGAAGCGGGCUACUCAGUCCUACAAAUAUGUUCUGACUGGACUCUUGGGAUACCAGAAUUACGAGGCUCAGAUGAGAGUCGUUAACACUUACUAUGCCGGACCCCCUAGUGUUAUUACAUCAUUUACAACUGAACUUGGAGUGACUGGACCAGUUAGAAACUUGCGCAUCGCUCAGACAGGAAGUAACUUUAUUCUCCUGGCCUGGGACCCCCCAGAGGUUGUGGAUCAGCUGUUGUUCGGCAGUAACUGGUACAACCUGUUAUCAGGGUAUGACAUCGGCUAUCAAACAGUGAGUGGACUUGACCUAGGCAAUCUACAGGAGAAGAUCCCCGAUCUGACGGACCCGCGGACGAACGAUACUUACGUGAAUGGACUGGUCUAUUCUACCAAGUACCGCCUGUAUGUGUGGCCCAAAAAUACCAAAGGUCGCGGCGAGGUGUCCUUCAUUGAGGCCUCCACCUCAGGCCCAGGCUCUUCGAAUGCACCAUCAUUUAAUAUCAAGGAUGUCAACCAAACCUUUAUAAACGUGACGUGGAACUUAAAGAUGGAUCCCAAAUCUGGCACUGUGAUUUAUAUAGAGUACCGCAAAGAAGGUGUGUAUGAGUUCCAGCGUACUCCUGAUGAGGUUGCCAAGCAAUGGCGGGCUAUCACUGAACUGGAUGACGGCACGACCUACGAGGUCCGUCUCGUCUUGACGGAUGGGAAUUCCCCGUCCACCAGUUCCAUCCAGACUGUGAGAACACUAGGAGUGGCGGCGGCGUAUAGUCUGGGAGCUAACUUUAUCUGGUUCAUUGGACUGAUUCUGUCUCUGCUGAUCAUCAUCGGGGUGGUCGUCUUCAUCAUCAUGUGUCGUCGCGUAACCAAACACAAACCACCACCACAAUCCAAACUGAACGCUCCAGCUCGCAGCGUCUCUGCCUUGUCGGGACAGGAUCAGGGUGAAUACAAUUACAGGUAUGGAAGCUAUGAAGGAAGCGUUCACAAGAAGAGCGCCUCAUCCCUGGACAAACCAUACUACGACGACGAGGGCUACGACAGGUAUCACCCUGGUUACGAUCAGGACGACCAACCUUACGAUGAGCGAUACGACGACGGCGCAGACGCGUACAAUAACCGAUACUACGACGACGAUUAUCGCGAUGACGAGAAGAGGCCGUAUGACGAUGACAGGAGACACUAUGACGAUGAUCGGUACAGCGAUGAUCGGGGUCGUUACUCCGACGAGCCUCGACGAUACAGCGAUGAUCGUGGGCGAUAUGAUGACGAUGAGGAUGAUGGCGGGUUUAGGGAUGGCGACCGUCGCCCUAGCGACCGUGAUGACCAUUACUACCCUGAUGAUGACAAAAACUACGAGCCAUACCAGAAACGAGGCUACGACCGAACACCAAGCUACGAGAAGCGUCCGAUAGAUGAUGUGGACUACGACCAAUACAGGGAACCAGGCAAGUUUGACAGUGACGGGAACCCGAUCUCUACCCGCCCCCGCCCCGCCCCUAGCGGAGCCAACGGCUCUGGGCACGUGCCGGGCACAUCCAGUUUCGUUUAAAGCGUGAUAUGACAGGCUUCCAGGGACGAUAUUUUAGCCGAAAAAGAACAUUCCAGCAAUACUUGUACAGUUUAUUUUUAGCAGGAACAUGUAUUUUAAUGUGAGAUGAAGUAUAAACUUUGAAUUUAUUCCUGAAGCUUAUAACGGACACUGAUUCAAUAAUCAAGGCUCUGUUAUACAAACCAAAACUUUUCCAUGUAGUUUGUAGACUUUUUUACACGUGAAUCCUAUUUUUAUAUGAUGUAUAAGUGCCAUUGGUAGACCAUUGUUGUAUAUAUUACCAUAUUGUGGGUGCGUGCUCAUGUAUAUGUCUUAUCGUAGUGACUGCGUGAAGAAGAAUAUUUACUUUUAAUAUUUUUAAGAUUCCUCUACAAAAUCAUUCCAUUAUAACAGGUUGUAUUUAAUUGGUUUUAGUUAGAUUUGUAUACAUUUGUAUAUUAUCUUUUUUUUCUACAUUCCAUGUUUUCAUUGUACAUAAAAUAUUGUAUAGCCAUACAUAUCAGAUCGGAUCAACAUAUCAUGAACGUAUUUCCAAUAAAAUUGUAACAUAGA